Molecule: messenger RNA, 1184 nt
Organism: Portunus trituberculatus (swimming crab)
Lineage: Eukaryota; Metazoa; Arthropoda; Malacostraca; Decapoda; Portunidae
Gene: RfC4
Product: replication factor C subunit 2-like
Exons: 8
Coding region: 64-1110 (348 amino acids)
Biological process (GO): DNA-templated DNA replication; DNA repair
Cellular component (GO): nucleus; DNA replication factor C complex
Molecular function (GO): ATP binding; DNA binding; DNA clamp loader activity
Source: RefSeq, a predicted model, not a curated record
CUGUCGCUUCCCGCCAAAUUCAGGCCACGGCCCCGAGCCCCGCACAUUAGUCCAAACAUAAACAUGGCAGGCGGAGACUCACAAAUGGAGGUUGAUGCACCCAAGGAGUCUAAAAACAAUGACAAAGCUUCAGCCUCGGGGACAUCACACGCACCAUGGAUUGAAAAAUACCGGCCCACAACUUUUCCUGAAAUUGUUGGCAAUGAAGAAACUGUGGCAAGACUAGAAGUGUUUGCCAAACAAGGCAAUGUUCCCAACAUUAUUAUUGCUGGACCACCUGGUGUAGGGAAGACAACCACAAUAUUGUGUCUGGCUAGAGCACUUCUUGGUCCAAGUUUCCGAGAAGCAGUGAUGGAAUUGAAUGCUUCAAAUGACCGUGGCAUUGAUGUUGUUCGGAAUAAGAUCAAGAUGUUUGCACAGCAGAAAGUUACACUUCCAAAGGGAAAACAUAAGGUUAUAAUUUUGGAUGAAGCUGAUAGCAUGACUGAUGGUGCCCAGCAAGCCUUGCGAAGGACCAUGGAGAUUUACUCCAAUACCACCCGCUUUGCCCUGGCUUGUAACUCCUCAGAAAAGAUUAUUGAGCCUAUUCAGUCACGGUGUGCUAUGCUGAGGUAUUCUAAACUUACUGAUGCUCAGAUACUGAACAAACUUCAGCAUGUAUGUUUUAAGGAAGAUUUGAGUUAUACAGAUGAUGGGUUGGAGGCUAUACUCUUCACAGCCCAAGGAGAUAUGAGACAAGCUCUCAACAACCUCCAGUCUACUGCACAAGGCUUUAGCCAUGUGUCCUCAGAAAAUGUAUUCAAAGUUUGUGAUGAGCCACAUCCAGUGAUGGUAAAGGAAAUGAUUCAACAUUGCACUAAGGCCAGCUUUGAUGAAGCUUAUAAGAUACUGGCACAUCUUUGGAAGUUGGGUUAUGCCUCUGAAGAUAUCAUCUCCAUUAUCUUUAGAGUAUGCAAGAAUACAGAUAUGGCAGAAUUCCUCAAAUUAGAAUUCAUAAAGGAAAUAGGUUACACACACAUGCGCAUUGUGCAGGGAACUUCAUCACUUCUCCAGCUUUCAGGACUUCUUGCAAAGUUAUGUUCAAAAUCUCUUGACCUCAUCCAGGUGUAGGUUUCCCAUAUAGUAAAACUUGAGUUGUAUUGAUUCUGUUUGUAGUUUAUGACUGAAUAAAUCUUGUCUAUGUA